Messenger RNA from Patella vulgata (common limpet), 5634 nucleotides. RefSeq names its product BRCA1-associated RING domain protein 1-like. Gene Ontology annotation, biological process: negative regulation of actin filament polymerization. Gene Ontology annotation, molecular function: protein binding. The record is from RefSeq and is a predicted model, not a curated record. NCBI's taxonomy places the organism in Eukaryota, Metazoa, Mollusca, Gastropoda, Patellidae. The transcript has 3 exons. Bases 2288 to 3415 code for a protein of 375 amino acids. Gene Ontology annotation, cellular component: cytoskeleton; cytoplasm.
CUAAAUUUAGAGUGAUCCUGUAUUAGUAGGGGUUUUUUUUCAAGUUCGACUAGAUAUGUCAAGACAAAUAACUUCUGUUAAUCUCACCAGUGGAUGAGCACCUUGUGGUCAGGACAUUAAGGUUGCUGAUUGGUAAUUUACCAGAAUGUCCAUUUCUCACAAUCUAGGAAUCAAACACUGCAGUGAAGUAACUGUAAUCAUUAACCUACUUAACAUCGGAUACAUCCAAUGACAUCAAGAGUUUAUUAUGGUCUUGUGUUUUAUAUCAACAAACAAGUGUAUUGAUAAUACUCAUACAUGUGCGUCCUGAUUAUCCAUAAACAAGUGUGUACUGAUAAUAAACAAACAAGUGUGUACUGAUAAUAAACAAACAAGUGUGUACUGAUAAGAAACAAACAAGUGUGUACUGAUAAGAAACAAACAAGUGUGUACUGACAAUAAACAAACAAGUGUGUACUGACAAUAAACAAACAAACGUGUACUGACAAUAAACAACCAGUGUGUCAGUAAAAAAUGUGUAAUCAUAAUUAACAAUACAUGUGUAAACAUAAUCAACAAACACUGGUGUAUAGUGAUGUGUAUAUCGUAAUCAGUCAUUUUAUCGACACUUUUACUAUAUAUCACAUCACACAAUUUCUCUAAUAGUAAUAGGCUGCAAUAGGCUGAUUUAGCUCUUACAUAAUGCAUCUUUAAAUUUUGGCUGAUGAAAUAAACAAUAGAGUGGUUAAUUGUUUAGCUUUUGUUGUGAUACAACAAUCACGAUUUUAUGUUACAGAUUGAAAAGGGCUUGUGAGUAAAACGAUGUAUGGGCUUUCGAAGAGCUGUAAGUGAAAAAAGACAAUAUAAACUUGUCUGCGAUAUCACCUCAGUGGAAGCGAACGUAAAAUACAACUAACUCACACAUAAACUUGACAUGAGAUACGACUGACUUAAAAUUGACUGCCCUUCUGUGGUAUCUGUAUGAAUGUGGCAAUAAAUCUAAUGAGUUGACUAAAAAUGAAAAGAAAAACCCCAAAAGAUCUCUGUCAAUGAGCAGUGUGUCUAGUUGCUGUUAGAAGCUGGUCCUGAUGUCAAAUGAGAAGGCAGAUAUAACUACAGUAGAAUCUGCAUUAAGCAGCCACCCAAGGGAAUUUUCACAACUGACGGCUUAACGGGAGUGGCCUCUUAAUAAAAUCUCGUUGCUUUUUGUGCCGACAUAAAUUAAAUAUUACGCUUGGAUGCAUUGGAAGCGGUAAAUUUGGCCGUCGCUGAAUCUUGCGCCGGACGAAAAUUCUUUACUCAAAUCUCGGACAUAACUUCUGUAAACUUGUCAUUUUGUACCAACCUUCGAUACUACUGUCUACCAUUGUGAUGCAUUCGAUAAUAUUUAUCCAUUUUUGUGAAGAAAAUCGAUGAAUUCAUUUUAUUUUAUCAAAAAAGCACAUGAACAAAAAACAUCGCUAAUUUUAUCACCUAUUUACAGGGGGUGUAACUCUGUAUGUAAUAUAGGAGGCGCUAAGAGAGAUACUAGUUGAUCGUGACAAAACUCGGUACUUUUAUUUUAUUCAAUCAGUAUCAAACAAUGUGUCGUUACGCGUGAAAACAAUGAUCAGGUUAGUCGUUUAAUAAAACAAAAGAUUAAUUAACAGAUAAUCCCGGGUUGAUUGUUAUGUUUACGUUUCUUUUUACCUGAUCAGUGGGGGUCCAGUUAAUUAACUACUACUCACGGGAUUAGCGGGGGUGUUACAAAGAACGACAAUUAAGAUGGUAUCAUUCAACAAUGGCCGUUGAAUGGGCGAUGUUUUGUUGAAUUUAUUAGUAAAAUAGUGACCGCUGGCCGCGUUAGAGGAGUGACCGUUGAAUAAAGAGAUGAAACAACAGAAUUUCUACGGGGGGAAUUUAUCGUGACCGCUUACAAGGAGAUGUCGCUGAAUAGGAGUGGCUGCUCAUACAGAUUCUACUGUAUAUCAUAAAUUGAGCUAAUAUUUCUGUCAGAUAAUGAAGCUCAUCUUCCAACAUACCAUUAUCGAUUAAAUAUAUUUUUUCACUAUUAAGUAAACUGUAAAGACUAAGUUGAGACUGAUAAUUUAAUGAAAGCUGAAAGAGAUGAAGGUCUCGAUAUGUGUGUCAAAAAUAUUAUUAAAGCUGGAUUUAAUAUUGAUGUACAAGAUAUGGAUUGUGCAGCUCUUGUGAUUGCUGUGGAGAAUCAUAGUAAAACAGUAUAACAUUAUUCUUAAAAGAUUCCAACAAACAAGUGGGCUGAAAAUAUUAAGUUGUUGCAAUAUUGAAGUUGUUAGUAAAGCCAGAAAUGAAUGGAAAUUUUUUAUUACACCAAGCCAUAUCAGUACUGCAGGAACAUAAUUUAAUAGCAGAAGAUGUGGAGACGGUUGAUAAUCUGAUUGAAGAAAGAAUAGGUAUCAAUGAAAUAGAUGAAUAUGGAAGAACACCACUGAUGAUGGUUCUAAAGCUGAUAGGAUUUCUAUAUGCAGAAGAACCAUAUAGUAAAGAAUAUGUAAAUGAAGUCAAGCGCUUAACAAAGUCAUUGUUAAAUGCAGGUGCUGACCCAUCUGUUAGAUCUAAAAUCGGUUCAACUAUUCUUAUGUCUGUCGCACAUUACAGGUCACUGUAUGAACUUGAGAUCGUCAAGUUACUAAUAGAUUCUGGAGUGGAUCCUAAUGUUCAAGAUAAUCGUGGUUGGACCGCUGUAAUGGAAGCAGCAAGUAAAUCCAAUAAGGAAAUGAUAGAAAUGUUAUUAGCUGUAGGUGCAGAUGUUAAUAUGAAAGAUAAAAAUGGUCGCACCGCUGUCAGCUGUUCUUGUUAUCGACGGAAUGUUGUAAAAUUGCUUCUACUAGAAGGAAGAAACCAAUCUAUGUAUAUUGAUAGGAUGAUGAUGGAUAGUUUUGUUUUUUUUAAGGAAACUGAAUUAUUGUGGUUUUUGGUGACAGAUAACCAUUCUUUUGCCACAAUGAUAAUACCACAUGAUAAAGAAGCAUGUGCAAUCUUUCAAACAGGGGAUACAUUAUCACUGGUGAAAAUCUUGUACCAAAGUGGUGUGAGGUUAAAUCCAAAUUAUACAUAUUUCUUAGAAGAAGAAGAUGAAAAGAAACAAUGGAAGAAUGGGAAGCAAAUAACACAUAUUUGCGGACCAGAUGGUGAUGACCUGGUACAGUUUAGAAUGUUCAGUAAUAACUUAUCACUUAAAUCACGAUGUGUUCGUGUUAUUCGGGACUGUAUUGGGUGUGGAAUAAGAAGUAAAAUUCACGAACUGAAAAUACCAGAAAUAUUAAAAAAAAAUAUUUUACUUAGAGUUGUCAUACCAGAGAAAUAUUUCAAACUGAUAAUAGAUAAUAAUAAUGACCUUGAAAUACCAGUUUUGUCUAGAGGACGGCCUAGAAGUUUCAGGACAUUUGUAGAACGGGGCGGUCGCUUCCGAUAAGUAAUAGGAAAACAAACACAGGGCAUGUAUUGUCUAUGGACUUUGAAUGGUAUUACCCUUUACGGUCGAUGGUAUUUUAAUAAUGAAUUCAUACUGUUGGAAUAUCUUAAGUAUGCAUUAUGUAAGAUUUAGAUAAACAGAGCCGGUGAAUCUUGCUAUAAUAAAUCAAAAUUAGAUAAUGAAAAAUGAAUAUACUGAAAAUUUCAGUCAAAUUGCUGUACUCUGUGCAAAGUUAUGAAUGUUUUGAAUUUUAAACAAAAUGCAGUGAAGAUUUUUAUUAUUGUAGCAUCAGUACAUUGUAGACAAUACAGACUAUGUCUCAAUUAUCUAUUUUACUGUUAAACUAUAAAAUGGCCACAGUGUUUUUUAAUCUACUUAAAAUAGGAGCUACCUGAUGAGCCAGACAGUUGAUUAUGGGCUUGUCAUGUUAAUAAAUGUUUAAAGGGCCAAUCCCGAUAAUAUUUUGGAGAAUAAAACUUCGUAAUUUUAUGUUAAAAUCCCUUAAAAUCCUCUAUCUCAGGGUCGAGCAAAUAACUCAAUGUGAUACGUUUUCAAACAACUUAAACCCGUCAAUCUUCAUCUGGAAAUGGAGAUCGGUGUCCUAAGCUGUAUUAUGCGGUGUGUCUGGAUAAAACCAGACUUUUAUUUUAUAAAAAUAAUGUGUAGGUGAAAUUUACCUUUCAUUAUCAAGUCCACACAUGGGUCAUUCACUGUAUGGACUUCUAAAGGACCCGGAAUCGAUUAUCAGGUUACCCAACGAAAAAAUUGAACCGAUAUCUUAAAAUGGUUACGUGUCCGGAUAAGCAGUUUUGAUGUUCACAUCCAAACGACUCAAUAUUUUGAGCAGAAAUUUUGAGACAAGGUAAAUAUACCAUUCCUCUAUAUUUUGGCUCUUAAAUUUCAUACGUACUCAGACUUUCAUUUUUGAGACCCUGUUCAAAUUGGGAUAAUUCUUUUAAAUAAUAAUUUAUAUAACAUUUGAAGCCAGAAAAAAGGACCUGCAAUAAGUAGAUUUAGCACUUACAUAAUUAACUUAAUUUUUCUUUAAUCUAGUGGAAUUUAUGAUUUUUAUGAUAUUUUUCAAUCUAAUUUUAUGAUAUUUUUAUGAUAUUUUUCAAUCUAAUUUUAUGAUAUUUUAAUAAUGUUUUCAUCAAAUUCCAUGACUUUAUGUUUUUAUCAUUAUCAAAUAUUAUGAUAUUUUUUAUAUAUCUGCACUGACAAUAAAUGACUUAUCUCUAGCCUAUGAAGUAGUAUUCAGUCAGUAUUAUGCGGAUAAGAACCUCCCACCAGUAACACUGGUGGUAUUAAUGGUCGCAGUCAUCUUCUCCUAUGUUCAUAUACCCACAUAACAUUGACUUAACACUGUCAAAUAGAAAAUUAAAGCAACAAGCUUGGGGUCAUAAAAUGCCUGGAUGAUUUUCUUAUUCAUAUUCAAGUUUAUUAGUAUAGAAAUUUAUUAUUGGGAGUAGUGAUUUAUGUGUAAUUCUAUAUUUUGAAAUUUUUUCGUCUUAUUUUAUGUAUAAUUUUAUAUUUGAAAUUUUUUUCGUCUUAUGUUAUUCUAAUUUUAUGAGAAAUAGAGAAAUUUUAUAUUUUUUAAUGAUAUAUUUCCAUUUUAUAAUAAUUUUAUGAGAAAUGAGGAAAUUUUAUGAAAAUAUGAAUGUUUUUAUAUUGUACGGUCCCUGGAUCAAUUUAAUAAAAUCCAUUAAUUAGAAGACAAAAUCGAAACAGCAGUAAAUUUAAAACAGUAAAAUUGACGGAUUAUGUAUUUUGAUUUUCAAUUCACAUGUAAAUUUCAAUUAAUGUGUAAUUUUUAUACAUGUAUGUUCAAUUUAUAUGUAACUAGAAGAAUGCCCGGCUUUGUUCGGGGGUCAUAACCCCGAAACCAGAAGUGGUAGACUAACGCCACCUGGCCUAUGUUACUCCCCGGUCCGAGGUACCCCUAUACCCCAAAUUUCAGACUCAGGGCAGACCUAGUGUAGCCGCCAACCCCGAACAGACAGACAGACAGACAAAUGACAGUCACAAAUAUUAGUAUAGAUUUGUUCAAUUUAUAUGUAAUUUAUUUAUAUGUAAUUUGUUCAAUUUAUAUGUAAUUUGUUCAAUUUAUAUGUAAUUUGUUCAAUUUAUAUGUAAUUUUUAUGUAAUUGUCAAUUCAUAUAUAAUUUUCAAUUUAUAUUUGUAAACCUAUUGUAAUUCACAAAAAUUCCUUAUACAAGCCA